GCUUAACUCAUGGCCUCAACAUCAGACGACAGUCUCCUAUCAAAAUUGGACAGCAUCGGCGCUCCCCUCAAGUCAUUCGACGCAUUUCCCAAAGUACCCUCCACGUAUCGCACCCGCUCAUCUGGAGGGGGGUUCAUUACGCUCGGCAUCGCCUUACUGUGUCUCCUCCUUGUGCUUAACGACUGGGCUGAAUAUGUCUGGGGUACGACUACUUGGAGGUUCGUGGUGGAUGACAAGAUCGAGAAAGAGAUGAUGCUUAAUGUGGAUAUUACCGUUGCGAUGCCGUGUCACUACAUAUCUGUUGACCUAAGGGACGCGGUCGGUGACCGCCUGCACCUCUCAGACCAGUUCAAGCGCGACGGCACCCUCUUCGAUGCCCGACAGGCUACGCACAUUCGUGAACAGUACACAGACUACAGCGCCCAGCAGAUGGUGCGCGAGGCGAAGACACGCCGCGGCAGGAUUGGAAUCUUUGAUUGGCUUCGGCGUAGGCAGCCGAGUGCGUUCCAGCCGACGUUCAACCAUGUUAAGGAUGGGAGCGCAUGCAGGGUUUAUGGGAGCAUGGAGGUGAAGAAGGUGCAAGCAAACUUGCAUAUUACUACCCUCGGGCAUGGAUAUCACAGUAACGAACACACCGACCAUUCGCUCAUGAAUCUCAGCCAUAUAAUUACCGAGUUCUCUUUCGGCCCAUACUUCCCAGACAUCGUCCAGCCACUAGACUACACCAUCGAGAGCUCUGAUGAUCCAUUCACUGCGUUCCAGUACUUCCUCACUGUCGUCCCGACCGAAUAUCGCACCUCCAAAGGCGUCGUCAAGACAAACCAAUACUCUGUCGGCUCGCACAUGCAGCAUAUACAGCACGGCCGUGGCACACCUGUCAUCUUCUUCAAGUACGACCUUGAGCCACUCUCGCUCAUCGUCGAGCAGCGCACGACUACGCUGAUACAGUUCCUCAUCCGCCUCGUUGGUGUUGUAGGCGGCGUGUGGGUCUGUGCGGGCUGGGCAGUCAAAGUGGGCAAUAAGGGCCUGGAAGUCGCAGGCGUCGUAAAGAAAGAAGACGACAUGCCGAUAGCAGAGACGACAGCAACAUCCCACAGGCGCGCAGCGAGCGGUCUCUUCUCGGGCGAAGCGAUGACCCGCCGUCGACACCAAUCCGUGGCGAGCAUCUCCUCCCUCGCGGGGAUGGUCACUGGUGCAGGCAGCUCGCCACUACCCACAAGCAGCUUCACACCAGGGCACACGCCCACGCCUGGAUCUAGCUUCAUGUCAGGCCAUGCACCGACACCUUCCUCCUCCGGCUUCCCCACCCCCCGGUCGUACGUAGCCGGUCGGACGCCUUCCACCGCAGGCGGCCAAUAUGCGUACCAGAACCAGCUGCCGACUCCCCCGCCUAUCGGUACACCGCCCGCUCAGUGGGGACAUGGGCAUACGAGGAGCCAGAAUAUGGCCCGUGUUCAGAUGGCUAGAGCGGGGGCUGGGCUACGGCCUGGAAGUCCGGCAACUCCGGGGCACGCGAGAGUGCAGAGUAUGGGCGGGAAACAGGAGUUCCAGAAGGACGAGUAG
Messenger RNA from Dacryopinax primogenitus, 1563 nucleotides. RefSeq names its product DUF1692-domain-containing protein. Gene Ontology annotation, biological process: endoplasmic reticulum to Golgi vesicle-mediated transport; retrograde vesicle-mediated transport, Golgi to endoplasmic reticulum. The coding region runs from base 10 to 1563 and encodes 517 amino acids. The record is from RefSeq and is a predicted model, not a curated record. The transcript is spliced from 4 exons. Gene Ontology annotation, cellular component: Golgi membrane; endoplasmic reticulum membrane; endoplasmic reticulum. Lineage: Eukaryota; Fungi; Basidiomycota; Dacrymycetes; Dacrymycetales; Dacrymycetaceae.